GAAGUAUAAAAGCCGACCUCAUCCCAUUCACUCAUCUGUUCUUUUCCCCUUUCACCAUUUCUCUUCCUCAUCACCACCUUCUCUCCAGCCCAACUAACCCAGCUUCAAGCAUAACAACAGCAGUAACAUCACUUCCUCCGCGCAUAAUCCCGUCUCAGUAAUUUCUCUACUCCCUCUAUUAUAAACCACAAUGUGCGGAAUCUUUGCUUAUCUCAACUAUUUGACUGCCGUGGAUCGCCAGACCAUUGCCGACAUCCUCACCAAUGGCCUCAAGCGCCUUGAAUACCGUGGAUAUGACUCUGCUGGCCUUGCCAUCGAUGGCGAUGGCGAGAAGGAAGUCUUGAUCUACAAGGAAGUCGGAAAGGUCGCUUCCCUCCAGAAGUUGGUUGAAGAGCAAAAGACGAUCAACUGGCAAAAGACCUUCACCUCCCAUUGCGGCAUGGCCCAUACCCGCUGGGCCACUCACGGUCAGCCUUCGCGUAUCAACUCUCACCCUCACCGAUCGGAUCCUAAGAACGAAUUCACGGUCGUCCAUAACGGCAUCAUUACCAACUACCGCGAGCUCAAGCUUGUUCUCGAGAAGAAGGGCUACACCUUUGAGAGCGAGACCGAUACCGAGGCCAUUGCCAAGCUGGCCAAGUACAUCUGGGACUCUCAGAAGGGCAACAAGCAGUUGACCUUCACCGAUCUCGUCAAGGGUGUUGUCAAGGAGUUGGAGGGAGCCUUCGCCAUGAUCUUCAAGAGUGUUCACUUCCCCAAUGAGGUUGUCGCCACCCGUCGCGGCUCGCCCCUUCUUAUUGGUGUCAAGACCCCCAAGAAGCUGAAGGUUGACUUUGUCGAUGUCGAAUUCGGAGGGAUCGCGGAAGAGAUCCCAGACGUUGAGGGUACCGCCGAGCCCCUGAACACCCUUGAGGUUCCUCAGUUGCGUCGCAGCGAGUCCCGCGCCUUCUUGAGCGAGGAUGGCCUUCCUCAGCAGAUUGAGUACUUCUUGGCCUCAGAUCCCUCGGCUGUGGUCGAGCACACCAAGACCGUCCUGUACCUCCUCGACGACGACAUCGCCAACAUCCGCGAGGGCGAGCUCCGCAUCCAUCGCCUCCGCCGCGAUGACGGCAUCUCCUCCAUCCGCUCCAUCCAGACCUUGGAGAUCGAGCUGGCAGAGAUCAUGAAGGGAUCGUUCGACCACUUCAUGCAGAAGGAGAUCUACGAGCAGCCCGACUCUGUCGUCAACACCAUGCGUGGCCGCGUCAACUUUGACACCCACAAGGUCACUUUGGGAGGCCUCAAGUCGUACCUGCCCACCAUCCGCCGUUGCCGCCGCAUUGUGUUCAUUGCCUGCGGAACCAGUUACCACAGUGCUCUUGCUACCCGCGCCAUCUUUGAGGAGCUGACCGAGAUCCCCGUCUCGACCGAGCUGGCCAGCGACUUCCUGGACCGCAAGACCCCCAUCUUCCGCGACGACGUGUGCGUGUUCAUCUCCCAGUCCGGCGAGACUGCCGACACCAUCCUUGCGAUGAGAUACUGCCUUGAGCGUGGUGCUCUCUGCGUCGGUGUCACCAACACUGUCGGAAGCUCGAUCUCGCGCGAGUCGCACUGCGGUGUCCACAUCAAUGCUGGUCCCGAGAUCGGAGUCGCGUCCACCAAGGCCUAUACCUCCCAAUACAUUGCCCUGGUCAUGAUUGCCAUCCAGCUAUCGGAGGACCGCACGUCAAUGACAACCCGCCGCAACGAGAUCAUUGACGGUCUCCAUGCGCUCCCGUCGCACAUUAAGGAGGUGCUGGCCAUCGACCAGGAGCUCCAGCGCCUUGCCAAGGAUGUGCUGCACAAGGAGAAGAGUCUGCUGAUCAUGGGGCGUGGGUUCCAGAACGCGACGUGCCUGGAGGGAGCGCUGAAGAUCAAGGAGGUCUCGUACAUGCACAGCGAGGGCAUCUUGGCGGGCGAGCUGAAGCAUGGACCCCUUGCGCUUGUGGACGAGAACAUGCCCGUUAUCCUGAUCAUGACGCGCGACUCGCUGUACCCCAAGGUCCGGUCUGCGUUGGAGCAGGUCACGGCCAGGAAGGGCCAGCCGAUCAUCAUCUGCAACAAGGGUGAUGAUGCCAUCAGCCCCGAAACCAAGACGAUCCGCGUUCCCCAGACGAUUGACUGUCUUCAGGGCCUGUUGACCAUCAUCCCUCUCCAGCUUCUGUCGUACCACCUUGCUUGCUUGGCUGGCGUCGAUGUCGACUUCCCUCGCAACUUGGCCAAGUCUGUCACCGUCGAGUAA
Gamsiella multidivaricata is the source of this 2260-nucleotide messenger RNA. RefSeq lists its product as uncharacterized. Gene Ontology annotation, biological process: UDP-N-acetylglucosamine metabolic process; fructose 6-phosphate metabolic process; protein N-linked glycosylation. NCBI's taxonomy places the organism in Eukaryota, Fungi, Mortierellomycota, Mortierellomycetes, Mortierellales, Mortierellaceae. The coding region runs from base 191 to 2260 and encodes 689 amino acids. Gene Ontology annotation, molecular function: L-glutamine:D-fructose-6-phosphate transaminase (isomerizing) activity; carbohydrate derivative binding. The transcript is spliced from 6 exons. The record is from RefSeq and is a predicted model, not a curated record.